Messenger RNA from Nannizzia gypsea CBS 118893, 2031 nucleotides. RefSeq names its product glucose-regulated protein. The transcript has 6 exons. Gene Ontology annotation, molecular function: heat shock protein binding; ATP-dependent protein folding chaperone; ATP hydrolysis activity. Gene Ontology annotation, cellular component: endoplasmic reticulum lumen; cytoplasm; endoplasmic reticulum chaperone complex. Gene Ontology annotation, biological process: endoplasmic reticulum unfolded protein response; protein refolding; cellular response to unfolded protein. Lineage: Eukaryota; Fungi; Ascomycota; Eurotiomycetes; Onygenales; Arthrodermataceae. Bases 1 to 2031 code for a protein of 676 amino acids. The record is from RefSeq and is a predicted model, not a curated record.
AUGUCCAGACAAUCAAGGCGGGGAGCGUCCUCGCCCUUUGCGUGGACUACCAUCCUCUACCUCCUCCUCGUUCUAGUCGCUCCGUUUGCGCUUCUGGGAACCGCACACGCCGGGGACGACCAGGCGCCGCUCGAGAGCGAUCUUAAGAAUGUCAUUGGUAUCGAUUUGGGAACUACAUACUCCUGUGUUGGUGUUAUGAGAAAUGGAAAGGUCGAGAUUCUCGUCAACGACCAAGGAAACCGAAUCACCCCUUCAUAUGUCGCCUUCACGGACGAGGAACGAUUGGUCGGAGAUGCUGCUAAGAACCAGUACUCCGCUAACCCUCAACGCACCAUCUUCGAUGUCAAGCGUCUCAUUGGCCGCAAGUUCUCUGACAAGGACAUCCAGAAGGAUAUCAAGCACUUCCCCUUCAAGGUUACCGAUGUCGGUGGAAAGCCAUCGGUGAAUGUUGAAGUCAACGGAAAGGCCCGCAACUUCACCCCUGAGGAAGUCUCUGCCAUGGUUUUGGGUAAAAUGAAGGACAUCGCCGAGAAGUAUCUCGGAGAGACCGUCAGCCAUGCUGUCGUCACUGUCCCUGCCUACUUCAACGACAACCAGAGACAGGCCACCAAGGACGCUGGUACCAUUGCCGGCCUUAACGUCAUCCGUGUUGUUAACGAGCCAACUGCCGCAGCUAUUGCCUACGGUCUUGACAUGACUGGUGACGAGCGCCAGAUCAUUGUCUACGAUCUCGGUGGUGGUACUUUCGAUGUCUCUCUCCUCUCCAUUGACAAGGGCGCCUUCGAGGUCUUGGCUACUGCUGGUGACACUCACUUGGGUGGUGAAGAUUUCGACCAGCGUGUCAUCAACCACUUCGUCAAGCUCUACAACAAGAAGAACGAUGUCGACAUCACCAAGAACCUCAAGACCAUGGGUAAACUAAAGCGUGAGGUUGAGAAGGCCAAGCGUACCCUUUCUUCCCAGAAGUCUACCCGCAUUGAAAUCGAAUCUUUCCACGAUGGCAAGGACUUCUCUGAGACCCUUACCCGUGCCAAGUUCGAGGAAUUGAACAUGGACCUCUUCAAGAAGACCCUCAAGCCAGUUGAACAGGUUCUUAAGGACGCUAAGGUUAAGAAGUCGGAGAUUGAUGACAUCGUCCUUGUCGGUGGUUCUACCCGUAUCCCCAAGGUCCAGGAGCUCCUCGAGGAGUACUUCGGUGGAAAGAAGGCCAGCAAGCAGAUCAACCCCGAUGAGGCUGUUGCCUUUGGUGCCGCCGUUCAGGCCGGUGUCCUUUCCGGACAGAAGGGUACUGAGGACGUUGUUCUCAUGGAUGUCAACCCAUUGACCCUUGGUAUCGAGACCACCGGUGGUGUCAUGACCAAGCUCAUUCCUCGCAACACUGUCAUCCCAACCCGCAAGUCCCAGAUCUUCUCCACCGCCGCUGAUAACCAGCCCGUUGUCCUCAUCCAAGUUUAUGAGGGAGAGCGAUCCAUGACCAAGGACAACAACUUGUUGGGUAAAUUCGAGUUGACUGGCAUUCCACCAGCUCCUCGUGGUGUCCCUCAAAUUGAAGUCUCCUUCGAGCUUGACCCCAACGGUAUCCUCAAGGUUACCGCUGGAGACAAGGGAACUGGCAAGGCUGAAUCCAUCACCAUCACCAACGACAAGGGCCGUCUCUCUCAGGAGGAGAUCGACCGCAUGGUUGCUGAGGCAGCUGAGUUCGCUGAAGAAGACAAGGCCAUGAAGGGCAAGAUUGAGGCCCGCAACGCUCUCGAGAACUACGCUUUCUCCCUCAAGAACCAGGUCAGCGACAGCGAAGGCCUCGGUGGCAAGAUCGAUGAGGAUGACAAGGAAACUCUUUUGGAGGCCGUCAAGGAAGCCACUGAGUGGCUCGAGGAGAACGCCGCCACUGCUACCGCCGAAGACUUUGAAGAGCAGAAAGAGAAGCUCUCCAGCGUUGCCUACCCAAUCACCAGCAAAUUGUACGGUGAUGCCGGUGAGGCCCCAGCAGCUGAUGACGAUGAUGACACCCCAUCUCAUGAGGAACUUUAA